GGUCGGUGUUUUGUUUUCUGGGUACCUGAGGUUUGUUGGCAUAUUUUUUUAAUAGUAAUAGAAAAAGCAAGAAAAGGCAAAAGUGGUUGCUGUUUCUCUGCCUUCGUUGAAUCCAACGUUAAGACAGAGAAAGAGAGAAAAAAAUUAGAUAGAGGGAGGAUAGUCUCUGCAAGAUUAAAAAGAAAAAGGGGAAAAGAAAAAAAUACAAAAGAGCUUCUUGACUCUACUCGCUCUCUGUCUACCUCAUCAUCCUUCAUACGUUUAAAACCUUUUUGUCUUCCUGUUCACAUUAUUACUUUCUUGCAUUAAUUUUUAAUUAAUCAGCUAUAUAAGCUCAUCUGGGUAUUCUUCAGAUUCUCCUUUCAAGUCUCCAAACCAACAGCAUUACAAGAUCGUCAUUCUUUGGAAAAGUUGAAAGUUUGAGAUAGAGAUCUUGAUCCAUGGGUAAUUGCUGUGUUACCCCUUCCGGAGCUUCUUCCUCCGAGAAGAAAGUCAAAGGUAAAAAGAAGAAGCAAAAUCCAUUCUUUGGUGAUAGUUAUCCCGUAGCCAAUGGAUCCGGAAAUGCAGACAAGCUUUGGGUCCUGAAAGAACCCACUGGCAGGGAUAUUUUAGCGCAUUAUGAUCUGGGUCGUGAGCUUGGCCGUGGUGAGUUUGGUAUUACAUAUUUGUGCACCGAUGUAAACUCUGGUGACAAGUUUGCCUGCAAGUCCAUAUCAAAGAAGAAGCUGAGGACUGCUGUGGAUAUUGAUGACGUGAGGAGGGAGGUGGAGAUAAUGAAGCAUUUGCCUUCUCAUCCAAAUAUCGUGACCUUAAAGGCUAGUUAUGAGGAUGAUACUGCAGUGCACAUUGUGAUGGAAUUGUGUGAGGGAGGAGAGUUGUUCGAUAGGAUUGUAGCGAGGGGGCAUUACACAGAAAGAGCAGCUGCUGCAGUUAUGCGAACUAUUGUGGAAGUUGUUCAGAUGUGCCAUAAGCAUGGAGUCAUGCACCGAGAUCUCAAACCAGAGAACUUCCUAUUUGCAAAUAAGAAGGAAACCGCUGUGUUGAAGGCAAUUGAUUUUGGAUUGUCAGUCUUCUUCAAACCUGGUGAGAGAUUUAAUGAGAUAGUUGGAAGUCCUUAUUACAUGGCUCCAGAGAUUCUAAGGCGCAACUACGGCCCUGAAGUUGAUGUCUGGAGUGCUGGAGUCAUUCUUUAUAUAUUACUUUGUGGUGUCCCUCCUUUCUGGGCAGAAACUGAGCAAGGGGUAGCGCAGGCAAUUAUUCGCUCUUUCAUUGAUUUCAAGAGGGAUCCUUGGCCUAGAGUUUCUGAUAAUGCGAAGGAUCUUGUGAAGAAAAUGCUUAAUCCUGAUCCAAAGCUAAGGCUUACUGCUCAGCAAGUGCUCGAGCAUCCUUGGAUACAAAAUGCAAAGAAGGCUCCAAAUGUCCCACUCGGUGAGACUGUGAGAGCAAGACUCAAACAGUUUUCUGUGAUGAAUAAGCUCAAGAAAAGAGCCCUGAGGGUUAUAGCUGAACACUUGUCGGUGGAGGAAGUAGCUGGCAUAAAGGAGGCCUUUGAUAUGAUGGACACUGGCAAAAGAGGCAGCAUUAACCUUGAGGAGCUUAGGGUUGGGUUACAAAAGCUUGGCCAAAAUAUUGCUGAUGCAGAUCUUCAAAUCCUUAUGGAAGCUGCUGAUGUUGAUGGUGAUGGCGCUCUAAAUUAUGGAGAGUUUGUUGCAAUUUCAGUUCACAUUAAAAAAAUGGGCAAUGACGAACACCUGCAUAAAGCUUUUGCAUUUUUUGAUCGAAACCAGAGCGGUUACAUUGAGAUCGAAGAGUUGCGAGAAUCCUUGAAUGAUGAUGUUGACACGAAUAAUGAGGAUGUUAUCAAUGCCAUUAUGCAUGAUGUUGACACAGACAAGGAUGGGCGCAUAAGUUAUGAGGAGUUUGCCACGAUGAUGAAGGCUGGUACAGACUGGAGAAAAGCCUCAAGGCAAUAUUCACGGGAAAGAUUUAACAAUCUGAGCAUUACUUUAAGGAGGGAUGGAUCAUUGCAGGCAGCCACUUGAGGGUAGACAACUCCAAAAGCUCAGUCAGUGGAGAAAAAACCAGCCAUUAUUGUUUGGUCUAUGAAGUUGUUCUCACUUUAUUUUUUUUCUUGUUUUAUUUCUUAGGACCUUUUGAAUAGGUAGGAAUAGUCGUAGUGUCCUUGAUAUGUUCAGAAUUUGUUUGUCAUGGGGGAUAGUUGCAUGAGAAGAGGCACACAAAAUGGUAGAGAAGGGUUGGCAAGGAUAGACCGCAACAUGUGUUUGUAAAUAUGCCAUCAUCAAUUAGGCUUCCAUGUCCUGUUCAUGUCAGAAACGACCACUUUCGAUUAUUACGUGGAUGUCUUUUUGUUCUCCUUU
Molecule: messenger RNA, 2378 nt
Organism: Populus euphratica (Euphrates poplar)
Lineage: Eukaryota; Viridiplantae; Streptophyta; Magnoliopsida; Malpighiales; Salicaceae
Product: calcium-dependent protein kinase 8-like
Exons: 9
Coding region: 441-2042 (533 amino acids)
Biological process (GO): protein phosphorylation
Molecular function (GO): ATP binding; protein kinase activity; calcium ion binding
Source: RefSeq, a predicted model, not a curated record